Molecule: messenger RNA, 5035 nt
Organism: Sus scrofa (pig)
Lineage: Eukaryota; Metazoa; Chordata; Mammalia; Artiodactyla; Suidae
Gene: TRDN
Product: triadin
Biological process (GO): regulation of release of sequestered calcium ion into cytosol by sarcoplasmic reticulum; regulation of cardiac muscle cell membrane potential; heart contraction
Cellular component (GO): plasma membrane; junctional sarcoplasmic reticulum membrane; sarcoplasmic reticulum
Molecular function (GO): signaling receptor binding
Source: RefSeq, a predicted model, not a curated record
GAAGAGGAAUGUUCUGAGCAUUAAGGGCACUAAGAAUAAAUCUGAGCUAUCAUGGAUAAGAUUACUUCCAACUCUUUAUUUCAUGUUUUCUGACAUAGACCCCAAGGUCUGUAAUUAUCUUAGGGAAACUGCGGGGGCUUAGACAGUGCUUUUUAGUUUCUUUGCCUUUUUUUUUUUUUUUUUUUUUUUUUUUGGCUUAUCUCUGCUUGGGGCUGAAGAGCUUGUGCGUGUGUGUGUGUGUGUGUGUGUGUGUGUGUGUGUGUGUGUGUGUGUGUGUUCCUGUUCCUGUAGUAUGCCAAAAAGAAAAAAAAGUGCUGAAGAGUCCUAGGGAGAUGAGGCUAUUUUUGUUCGAAGCUGAUACUUCUUCCUGAGCCACAAGUGCUGCUUGGAAAGGGCUCAGGUUGUUUCCGGGGGGGAGAACUCUGCAGAGAAGAGACAAAGUUCAACAGGACAACAAAGGAGCAGCAGAAACAGCCAGGAAAACGAAGAGCCCUCACCUUUUCACACUGAGCCCCCUAUCAGAGUUCUCGAAUUCUAAAGUAUUCUGCAAAGUGCCACUUGACCGGAACUUUUCGCCUGCCUUUUCUUUUCUCCAACCACCACCAUGACUGAGAUCACGGCUGAAGGAAAUGCAUCUACUACCACCACUGUGAUAGACAGCAAGAACGGAUCUGUGCCCAAAUCCCCUGGAAAGGUGCUGAAGAGGACAGUCACAGAAGACAUAGUGACAACAUUCAGCUCCCCAGCAGCCUGGCUUCUGGUCAUCGCUCUGAUCAUCACGUGGUCAGCUGUGGCCAUUGUUAUGUUUGACUUAGUGGAUUACAAAAACUUUUCAGCAAGCUCUAUUUCCAAGAUUGGCUCAGAUCCUCUAAAACUUGUACAUGAUGCUGUGGAGGAAACCACGGACUGGGUCUAUGGCUUCUUUUCUUUGUUGUCUGACAUCAUCUCAUCUGAGGGUGAUGAAGAAGAUGAUGAAGGUGGAGUCGAGGACACUGAUAAAGGAGAAAUAGAGGAGCCUCCAGUGAAAAAAAAAGAAAUACAUAAAGAAAAGACUGAAAAGCAGGAAAAACCUGAAAGGAAAACACAAACUAAAGUUACACACAGAGAAAAAGACAAAGCAAAAGAAAAAGAAAAACCUGAAAAGAAAGCAACUCACAAGGAAAAAAUUGAGAAAAAAGAAAAACCAGAAACAAAGACAGUGGCAAAAGAAGAGAAGAAAACUAAGACUAAAGAAAAGGCUGAAGAAAAGAGUAAAAAGGAAGUGAAAGGUGGGAAACAGGAGAAAGUGAAGCAAACAGCUGCAAAAAUAAAAGACGCACAGAAACCAUCCCCUAAACCCAAAGGGAAGGAUGAGAAAGAUGCUGCAGCUCUGUCCAAGCAUGAACAGAAAGAUCAGUAUGCAUUCUGUCGAUAUAUGAUUGACAUAUUUGUCCAUGGGGAUUUAAAACCAGGACAAAGCCCAGCCAUACCACCUCCAUUACCAACAGAACAAGCUUCCAGACCCACUCCAGCAUCACCUACUCUUGAAGAAAAAGAAGGAGAAAAGAAGAAAGCUGAGAAGAAAGUGACUCCUGAAGCAAAAAAGAAAGAAAAAGAAGACGCCAAAAAGAAAACGGAGAAGGAAAUAGCCACGGAUGUGAAAAAAAAAGAGCCUGGCAAAGCCCCAGAAACCAAACAAGGGACAAUAAAAGUUGCAGCACAAGCAGCAACUAAAAAAGAUGAAAAGAAAGAAGAUUUAAAGAAAACAAAAACACCUACAGAAGAACUACCCAAGGGGAAAAAACAGGAAAUGAAAGAAAAACAUGUGGAACCAGCAAAGUCACCAAAGAAGGAACAUUCAGCUCCAAGUGAAAAACAAGUUAAAGCAAAAACUGAACGAGCCAAAGAAGAGGUUGGUGCUGCCUCAACUAAAAAAGCUGUACCUGGAAAGAAGGAAGAGAAAACAACCAAGACAGUGGAGCAAGAAAUUAGAAAAGAAAAACCUGGGAAGACUUCUUCAGCUCCAAAGGACAAAGAACCUGUUAAGGGGAAAGAAGUGAAGGCUCCAGCUUCCCUAAAGGAAAAAGAACCUGAAAUUAAAAAAGAUGAAAAGAUGUCCAAAGCAGGCAAAGAAGUCAAGCCCAAGUCUCCACAGCCACAAGUAAAAAAAGAAGAGAAGCCAGAGUCACAAGUUAAAAAGGAAGCAAAACCAGUUUCAUCUGAAAAAGCUCAAAUACACAAACAAGACUUACCCAAACCGGAAAAGACUGUUUCUCAUGGUAAACCAGAUGAAAAAGUUGCCAAGCAGGUAAAAGCUAACGCAACAGAAAAAAUAGUUAAACCCAAACCAGCAGCAAAAAAAGCUGAACAUCAAGAAAAAGAAUCUCCAUCUAUAAAAACAGACAAACCAAAACCAACUCCAAAGGAAACAUCAGAAGUAACAGAAUCAGCAAAGAAGAAAAUUGAAAAAUCUGAAAAGGAAAGCAAAGAAAAAGCAGAAAUGAAACACCUUAAAGAAGAAAAAGUCCCAGCAAGUAAAGAAAGUCUUCAAUCACACAAUGUGACAAAAGCAGAAAAACCUGCAAGACUAUCAAGGGAAGAUUCUGAGGAUGUACCAGCUUCAAAGAAAGCUAAAGAUGAAGCUGAAGAUGUGUCUUCUACAAAGAAGCAAAAAAGCCCCAUCAGCUUCUUCCAGUGUGUCUACUUGGAUGGAUACAAUGGCUAUGGAUUUCAGUUUCCUGUCACUCCUGCACACCGCCCUGGGGAGAGCUCUGGUCAACCAAGUUCUCCAGGACAGAAGCAACAAGGGCAAUAAGAGACACAUGCACAGCCCCUACAAGUGCUUUAAGACUUUGAAAAUAGGAUCUUCCAUUUGCCCACAGUGGCACAGGCAAUUGAAAUCAUAUAGUCCAGAGAAUUUCUUUGAAAAUAUUUUACUUUUCUGCCUGGUGUAGAAAGAAAGGGUGAGCAAAGGGAUUGAAUAAUAAGCAGACAAACGGGAGGGUCUGGAGCACAAGAAUUUGUCAUUUGUUGCUGGGUGUGGGUGCUUAUAUUUUUUAAACUUCCAUUCACUGUAGGGUGUUCACAAAUUAAUUUAAAGUUUGCUUAAUAAUGGUCUUUUAAACAUAAUUGACACAAUUACAAAAUGAAGUUCCUGGCUUCAGUUAGAUAUUUACUUUUAAGUGAAAAUAAGACCAUGCUUUAAGUUGAAAGGGUAUACUAGCAUAGGCUGUUUUUUCCAUCAUGUAGUAGGUAAACUCAACUUACCCAGUAAGUUGAUGUGUAAUAGUUUAAUUUUAUUUCUAUCUGAAUUUUAGCUGUGACUAUGCUCUAAAAAGGGGUAACAGUUGCACCAAAGAAUGCUAUAAGUUCUUUGUGAUGUUCUCUUAGAGCUCAAAAUAUCUCUGAACUUUAGACAUGGUAAGAUGGAGUAGAAAUGUCUGAUGAAUCUUGUCUCUAAGAUUUGUCUUGAAGUACAAUUAGGACAUUCACUCCUGCGGAAAUACACCAUCCAAUUAGGCAAGUCUGGUGAAUCAUUUGUUUAAAUGUAAACAAAUGAGAGGUAGAAUAUUCAGUUUUUUCCAGACUCUGCCCUAAUGAAAAUGUCACCUGGUGGAAUUUUAGAUCAAUCACUAAAUUUGAGUGACAGAUGCAAGAAUAUUUUCAUUUUACUUUAAUAGGAUCAUUUUAUGGAUUUAAACAGGUUUUAUUCCUCGAAAUGUAAAAAUGUGAAUGUCAUCAAAGUUGAAGGAAUACAUUUUAAGCAUAAGUGCUUCAUGAGAUGUCUUAUUUGUUUUUUACGUAAUUGGUUACCAGUGUCAAUAAAAUGGAGGACAAUCUUUAACUUACUUGAUACAAUGCAUCACUGGGAAUGACUAUUAUAGUUGUGCCAUCCUUUGCUUCCAGUGAUAUAAACGUGUGGUUAUUUUUACCACAUUUUUCUAUCAACGCUAAAAGUCAUGCCACUGUAACCUUUAUUGUGUUUACAGUUGCAAUUCAGCUAUGACAAAUUAACUCAGGAAAUAAAGUGAGUUUUCUUACUGGCUUUAUAAUUGUCUUCAGUAAAGUCUGUAAAAGCCAGAGCUGAUACUAGCCAAGUGAUUUAUUUUCAAGGACUGCCAACUAAGUUCUUUAGGUCCAAGAUGUCAAAUGCUGUUUUGCUGAAAUAUCAUUAGGCUAGAGCAUCAGUAACAUGUUGAUUAAUAAUGGACUUUUGUGAAAAGUUUGUCUCAGUUGCAGGCUGAUGGACCUAACUCACACCACAAAAGCCAAUGGUACUAUGAACCAAGACUAAUGACACUCCUUAGGGGGCCCUGGAGGUGUGUAACUUGAGUACUGACCAGAUGCUAUCAACUUGCAAAGUCUCUUCAUGUAGCGAUGAAAACUUAUGGGUAGGACAGUGGAUUAAGUUUACUGCUCAACUGCUCCUCCAGUUGUCCAACUUAAUGACUAAAGGAAUAAAGAGUAAAUAUCCUAAUUUUUUUUUCAAUUUCAUAGAAAAGGAUGGCUUAUCCAUUCAAUAGCUAAUGAACAUUUACUCUUUCUAGGGCACUGUGUUAGGCAUUGGACAGUAAAAGAAAAAUAGUGAAUAUAAAUUCUUUUUCCAGUGCUAUCUUGACACGUGUGGCUUGGAAAUUUGCUAAAUGUACUGUGCUUGUUUCCCGUUGUGUAAAAUAGGGAUUUCAAGACAAAAAACCUUAUAUCUCACAGACAUACUGUAGAGACUGACAAAAUAUGUGACUGACAAAAAUGUGACAUCAAAAUUAAUUUCAGAAAUAAUUCUUGUGGAUGUGGCAAUGCUUUUCCCUCUGAGUGCUUUUCUACAUUGUAUUAUUGUUUCUUUCAUUAUCAUUAUGAAAACUAUUUGAUAAGAAAAUAAAGUAGGAUAAUUUAUUGUAAUAAGAAUAACACAAACCAAUUAUGGUGUAAACAGUAUAAAUAAUACUUGUUACGGUUUCUCUGCUUAAAGUUAUAAUGAAAAUAGCACAUGGAAAAUAUUACUAAACUCUCAUCUGUUCUUAUGGUACCAUCAAAUAAAGUAUUUCUAGUCCUUUCA